GGAAUGGCUUAUUUCAAUGGUGUCUGUGGGACAUUGAAUGACUUUUAMCAGAGCUGGUGGAUAGCUGCUCCAUUAAUUUAUCUCUCUAGAAAGGUGUCAAUUUAGCUUGAACAUGGAGGCUCUAAUCCCCGUUAUAAACAAGCUUCAAGAUGUCUUCAAUACGGUGGGAGCAGACAUAAUACAGCUGCCGCAGAUAGCAGUCGUUGGAACCCAGAGCAGUGGGAAGAGCUCUGUGUUGGAGAGCCUGGUUGGCAAGGACAUGCUGCCCCGUGGGACAGGUGUAGUGACCCGCCGGCCACUCAUCCUACAGCUAGUCCAUGUGGAUCCUGGAGAUGGCAGGAAAAUGAGAGAUGAGAAUGGCGUGGAAGGAGAUGAAUGGGGCAAGUUCUUACACACCAAAAACAAGAUCUACCCAGACUUCAGUGAAAUCAGGCAGGAAAUCGAAAAUGAAACGGAAAGAAUUUCCGGUAUUAACAAGGGGAUCAGCGAUGAGCCUAUUCACUUGAAGAUUUUCUCUCCUAAUGUGGUGAACCUCACUCUGGUGGAUCUACCCGGCAUCACCAAGGUCCCAGUGGGCGACCAGCCCCAAGACAUAGAGGUGCAGAUCAGAGAGCUGAUCCUGAAGCACAUCUCCAACCCCAACUCCAUCAUCCUGGCUGUGACCGCUGCCAACACAGACAUGGCCACCUCAGAGGCCCUCAAAGUGGCCCGUGAGGUCGAUCCCGACGGCAGGAGGACACUGGCGGUGGUGACCAAGCUGGACUUGAUGGACGCUGGUACUGAUGCUAUGGACGUCCUGCUGGGCCGGGUCAUCCCUGUCAAACUGGGCCUCAUCGGAGUGGUCAACAGGAGCCAGUUGGACAUCAACAAUAAGAAGUCAGUGAGCGAUGCCAUCCGAGAUGAAGAUGCUUUCUUGCAGAAGAAGUAUCCCUCUCUCGCUAAUCGAAAUGGAACCAAGUAUCUGGCCAGGACUCUUAACAGGUUACUGAUGCACCACAUCCGAGACUGUCUACCGGAGCUGAAGACACGUAUCAACGUGCUGGCGGCCCAGUACCAGUCUCUGUUGAGCAGCUACGGCCAGCCCGUWGAGGACCAGAAUGCCACCCUUCUGCAGCUCAUAACCAAAUUCGCUGCAGAGUACUGCCACACUAUCGAGGGCACCGCCAAGUACAUUGAGACGGCUGAGCUAUGCGGUGGUGCCAGAAUCUGUUACAUAUUUCACGAGACUUUUGGGCGAACAUUAGAGUCAGUGGAUCCCCUAGGAGGACUCAACACCAUAGACAUCCUGACUGCCAUCAGGAACGCCACUGGCCCUCGUCCGUCUCUGUUUGUGCCCGAGGUGUCGUUUGAGCUGCUGGUGAAGAAGCAGGUGAAGAGACUGGAGGAGCCCAGCCUGCGCUGUGUGGAGCUGGUCCAYGAGGAGCUGCAGAGGAUCAUCCAGCACUGCAGCAACUACAGCACACAGGAGUUGUUGAGAUUUCCAAAGCUCCAUGAUGCCAUAGUAGAAGUGGUCACCUCUCUGCUCAGGAAAAGGCUGCCUAUCACCAAUGAGAUGGUGCAUAAUCUGGUGGCCAUAGAGCUGGCCUACGUCAACACCAAACACCCUGACUUUGCUGAUGCCUGUGGGGUCAUGAACAACAACAUAGAGGAGUCGAGGAGAAACAGAAUGAGAGAACUGCCCGCUGCAGUCCCCAGGGAUAAGUCAGUAGUUAAUGGUCCAGUCGGCCAGCCUCCCAAUCCUACCGAGCCCCCUGCCUCUGUGGACGUGGAGGGUGCCAAGCCUCCCGGAGCAGGGMMCCAGGGGGACCAGGAGGRGACAGGGAACUGGAGAGGCAUGCUGAAGAAAGGGGACGAGGGGGCCAACGGCUCUGGCCCCGCCAGCCCCCAUAAGGGCCUUGCCGUCAACCUGCUGGAUGUGCCCGUUCCCGUUGCCAGGAAGUUGUCUUCUCGGGAGCAGCGUGACUGUGAGGUCAUCGAGAGACUCAUCAAGUCCUACUUUCUCAUCGUCCGGAAAAACAUCCAAGACAGCGUGCCCAAGGCAGUGAUGCACUUCCUGGUGAACCAUGUGAAGGACAGUCUGCAGAGUGAGCUGGUGGGUCAGCUCUAUAAGUCUGGUCUUCUCAACGACCUGCUCACUGAGUCUGAGGACAUGGCCCAGAGACGCAAGGAGGCUGCAGACAUGCUAGAGGCUCUGCAGAAGGCCAGUCAGGUCAUUGCUGAGAUCAGAGAGACUCAUCUGUGGUAAGGAGGAGAACUCCACUGAAGUCAAUCUGUAAUCUACUAAUCAUGUCUGGAAGACAGAAGGUGUGUAUCUACUUAUCAUGUCCGGAAGACUUGGGAUUUGCCAAUGUGAAAAUGCACUGUUGUGGUUCAUGUAAGUGUGUUGAUUGAAACAUGGUACUGGUUCACAGCUAUGUUAAGGCUAUAUACAUAUCUUCGCUCACCUGUAUAAGAAACUGAUACCUCAUUAAGGCAUAUCUGUACUGUGUAGUUAUAACCAAGAUAAUAUUAUUAUUAUUAUUAUUUUUUUAAUUUAAACUU
Messenger RNA from Salvelinus sp. IW2-2015, 2541 nucleotides. RefSeq names its product dynamin-1-like protein. The record is from RefSeq and is a predicted model, not a curated record. Lineage: Eukaryota; Metazoa; Chordata; Actinopteri; Salmoniformes; Salmonidae. Gene Ontology annotation, molecular function: GTPase activity; microtubule binding; GTP binding. Gene Ontology annotation, cellular component: membrane; microtubule; cytoplasm. Gene Ontology annotation, biological process: mitochondrial fission; mitochondrial fragmentation involved in apoptotic process.